Messenger RNA from Plasmodium vivax (malaria parasite P. vivax), 2448 nucleotides. RefSeq lists its product as hypothetical. NCBI's taxonomy places the organism in Eukaryota, Apicomplexa, Aconoidasida, Haemosporida, Plasmodiidae. The transcript has a single exon. Bases 1 to 2448 code for a protein of 815 amino acids. The record is from RefSeq and is a predicted model, not a curated record.
AUGGCCCAGGCAGACGCGAACCACCUGCACCACUACAAUAGGAGAACCAUCACGGAGGAUAACUCAGGUGUGCCGCACCAAUGGAGCAACAGAAAGACCAGUUCGCGCACGUCCCUUAAGGACAUGCACAAAGGGUACUCCUUCCCACUGAAAUUUAAGAAAAAUGACGAAACGGGGGGAGAGGCAAGCGUGGUGGAAGUGCAAUUGGAUGUAAAAGGAGCGACUAACGAAUUUGGUGCUCCAUUCUCCGCAGAGGCAAACAAAACACAGCGAGGAAGGAGGAGCACUCACCUGGUCGAGCAGACGUCCGAACUCUUUUGCGAUGACCAGGUGGGAGCCUCGAGGAGUGAAAGACGAAGCAGCCAAGGGGGAGAUGCAAAGAAAGGGGUGGCUAUGAAACUCGCAGACAGCCACAUACUGAGCAAACUCACGAGGACGCUGCUCCAGGGGAUCCAGGCGAAGGUGGAAGAAGAGGGUAAUGAGGCGGGGAGCGAACUUAAGAGUAAACGCAAAGGAGAAGAAAAACCCAUAUGUAGAGGGCGCUCAAGCUCGGCGAUGCGCGAAAGGAACUUGUGGAGCGCGGGGGACGAGCUGGGUGGAGAGUCUCCCACAGGGGGACUCCCUAAUGGUGCGAAGUGGACUACGUUGGGCAGCGGUAGCCAGGGGGGAGUGUUCCGGCGGAAGGGGCGAGCCUCCCACGUUGGCGACGGCCCCACGGAGGGCAGCGCGCUGAAGGGUGAAACCUUAGCCAGCGCCCCGCAGGUCGGCCAGCAGACAGCCCAGCAGACAGCCCAGCAGACAGCCCAGCAGACAGCCCAGCAGAUAGCCCAGCAGGUCGUUCCGCAGGCCGUUCCGCAAGCCGUUCCGCAAGCCGUUUCGCAAAUCGCUCAGCAGGCCGAACGAACCUUCUACGUGUACCAGACGGAGGGGCAAAUCCCUCCCUCCUGCGAAAGCAGCGAGCUUGUGGGAAUUGCUCAGCAGGAGGGAAAGGGACCCGCUGUGGGCAGCAAAAGCGUUUGCUUUGUAGACGAGGGGAGGCACAGCGGUGGUGGUUAUGCCAACUCGGUGCAAGCGGAAGGGGUGUAUCUUCGCGACAGCUUCCAGGGCGGAAUGGGUCCUUACCUUCUGCAGGAAUCGCUCAUCACGGAUGGUAGCGGUAGUGUGGUUGGAGGUGGUAGUGUUAUUGGAAGCGGCAGCAUGGUUGGAAGCAGCAGCGUGCUUGGAGGAGGCAUCCUGGUUGGGAGCGGCGCUGAUGGGGUGGCCUACCACUUCGUCGACGCGGGGGACGUGCGCGGGGGGGGUUCUGCGAGCUGGGUGGGCUCCGUGGAUUUGGGGGGCUACGGGGGCCAGCAGGGAGUCGCCAGCCAAGCGGUCCAGGCGAAUUGGAGCGGUCACCCCCAGCAUGGCCACCAACCCAGUUAUGCCGCCCACCCCCAGCAUGGCUGCCACCCCCACUACGCCAACUACGAGAUGACGCAAACCCCCGCCGCCGCGUCGAUCCGAAUCAGCAGUGGAGGUCAUCCCAAAGGAGUGCCGCCCCCCCAGAAGCAGUCCUACCGCGUGCCCCCCCCAGCAACCUUCGCGAAGAAAAGCUUCUUCUGCAACAGCUCCGUGCGAAAUAAGCAGCUCCAGGGGGGGAAGCAGUGGAGGGGCAACAAGACGGAGAUAUUAAUUUAUCCUAACGGGGGUCGCGGUCAUCUGGUAAGGAGCGGCCAUCUGGAAAGGAGCGGCCACCUGGCAAGGAAUGGCGGUUUGCCGAAUGAACCCAGGAGGAACUCACCUGGCAGACGGGAGAGCCCCCUUCUCCUCUCCUCUCCGAACAAAGCGACGAUUCGCCCCCCCAGCAGCAACGUUUUCAUUCGAACCAAAUCGCUGCAGCGUCGGUCAGGGAGCGGAAGGAAGAGCAAAGGGUCUGUGUCCCCCCUAAGUGGUUUUUCCUUAGGCAGGCAGAAGUCACUCCCAGUUAGGACCCCCUCAAGGAAUGCCAGUUCCUCCACCCCCAUCUGCACGCAAGAGAUAACUUAUAGCUGCCCAUCACAGGGGGAUUGCAUAGCUGGGGUGGUAGGAGACCAAAGAGUUAUAAAAGCCUUUGCGUCAACUCUCCCCCAUGGAAGUCACCACAGCGGAUUGGUCAUAAGGCAGCAGAGCAACUCAGGUGGUUCCUGCAAAAGGGAGGCAGAUGAAGAUGUGAGGAGUUACAUAAAUAAGUGCUCCACAGAAGUGUCUAGCAAGGUGACGGACGUGGGGUCUCCCCUCGGUGGUCAGAUGGAUGCCUUGAAUGGCAAAAUUGGACGGCUGACCAGCCGGAUUCGAUCCAUCACCGCGGAGAAGUGGAACUUGAGCGAGUUGGCCCGGCUCUACAAGGUAACGCGGUGGAGCGAUGAAGCGGUAAAGCGGCUUCUUCUGCACGCGGUGACCGCUUCUAACGCGGUGAUCGCUUCUAACUAG